GCACUUCUCUCUGAGACGCGGAGAAGAAGCCUUUCCGCUGUAUUCUUUUAAGGACCGUAGGGGAGAGUAGAAAAUCUGAUGGGGAAGAGGAAAGAGCGUCGCUUCGCCGCUAAUAAUACGAGUCGUCGUGUCAAGCUUGAUCUCUUCGCGGAACCCUCUGGAGAUUUGGGUGGCUCAGAUGUGCGUAGUGAUGGAGAUGAGAAGGAACAAACAGAGCCUAAUGAGUUACCUAAGUCACCUUCUUCUUCAGGUGGGUUCCAUCAGCUAUCUUCAGUUCCGCUCUAUGUUGUAGCAACGCCCUUAGACACAUGUUAUGUUGUUUCCCCCCCACCCAAAAAAUUGUUGUUCUCAGAGUAGAGAGUGGAUGUGGUGUUGGGGACAUCGUAUUCGUAUGACACCAGUUCAGGCCAAGGCACAGUGAUAUUAUGAAUGAGUUGCCCUGUUUUUGCAGCUUCAAGCUUACUAUAGCUUAGUGGAGACUUUCUUCUGGAAGUAGCAGUAGCUCAUAGCGGUCGCUGAUUAAUCCUUCCCCGACGCUAUUUUUCAUCCUUUUAUAACUUAAUUAUGCAACCUAAAAUUGUCACAUAGCUAUUCUUUUUCUCAUCAGUUUAUAUAACUGAAGACUAGUUAUGUAUUUAGUGGGGCUUCCGAAGUUUGACGCUUUAGUCUUUUUGUUUUCAGGUCAGAAAACAGAGAACCCUUUGCUUUUACUUGGACAAUAUAGUGAUGAGGAGGAGGAGGUGGAAGAUGAGAAAGAGGAUAAGGCAGAUGAUGCCACUGCCGAAAGUUCUUUAGCCAAUAAAAAUGAGAAGGUUGAAGCACACAAAGAUACAAAUGUCAAAUCUGGUGCAGAUACGACUAUGCAGAUGGUUGACCAACAACAAACAGGGGAGGAUCCUUCUGCUUCUUAUUAUAUGGUGGAAGGGGGAAGUGGUUAUGUAACAGCAAGUAACUCAACUGCCGCGGAUGGACUUACCAAGCAGAUAGAUCCCUCCGUGCAAGCAUCUGCCACCGUGUCUUUGGAGCAGUAUGCUCCCACGGAUGUUACUUCGCAGUGGAAGAUGAUUUUGCAUGAGGAGAGCAAUCAGUAUUACUACUGGAACACACUAACUGGGGAAACUUCGUGGGAAAUUCCUGCGGUUUUGAGUCAAACUGCUACGGCAUAUGGGACUGGAUAUCAUGAGUCUGGGGCUAUGGUUACAGACGCGUACAACUUGAGUUCUGGUGUUGAACCAAGCUAUUUGCAACAACCCGUGGAAAAUGUUUAUACAGGAACUGAUUGUUCGACCUCUCUGACAGCUCAGCCGGGUGAAGGAAACAAAAGUGAAGAUCAUUAUGUCAAAAGCUUCGGAACUGAUGGUCAUCAAGUUGAAUGUCAGAUAGACUCUGCUGUUAAUUACCAACCAUCUCAGGAGGAGCUUGCAGGGCCAAGAAAUUCAGAUCAUGUGCAGGCUACUGCUGCUCAAGUAGCGGCUACUGACCUCCCGUCUCGCCUGUUGAGCCAAAGCGAAGGCUUACUGGAGAAGCUGAGGUCUCUGAAGAAGUCUCAUGGGAACUUUCACAGCAAUGAGCAGAUAUCAAAGUACAUACUGGAGCUUGAAGUGAGACAUUCUGAUGUAAAGGCGCUGUUAAAUGAUGCCUCGCCUUUACUUUCCUUUUGGCUCCACACUGAGAAAGAACUCAAGCGUCUGGAAGACGGCGUUAACGAUGAGAUUUACGAGCUUGCAAAAUCUGCAGUAAUGGAUGGAAUUGCAGAAACUAACAAUAGCUCUCCCGAAGAAAAGUUGGUGACAGAUGAUAAUACAGCAAGUGAAACUCAUGACAGUGGGAGAGAAGGAGAGUUAGCUCAAUCCGGAAAAACUCUUCAUUCAGAUGAAUCAGUGGAUGGUGAUGGAUCUCCCACCCGCUCCCAAAGCCAUCCAGCUGACAAGUCUGAUAAUGUUACUCCUUUAGAUGAGAUUCAGAAGGUAGGCUCCUCAGUUGUGGAAGAUGUUGACAUGGAUGUGGAUAUGGAGGUUGAAGAAUCAGUUUCAUUGUCUCCUGCUCAAGUGAUAGAUGCUUCAGAUACAUCCAACCUUCACGCAGAUGUUCCACCGCCUCCGGGGGAAGAGUGGGUUCCACCACCGCCUUCUGAGGUUGAAGAUGUUCCACCACCACCGCCUGAUAGUUUUAGUGAACCAGUUCCUCCACCUCCUCUUGAAAACGAUCAUGCCCUUCCACCCUUGUCCAGUGACUCUGUGGGAGUACCCUACACCGUACCGCAAUCUUAUAUACAGCAAUCUGCUGAUUAUGCUGCACAAUACAACUUAUCCUAUCCAGAGUCCAGUUACCAAUAUAUUACCAAUGCUGUUGCUCCUAACACUCAGUUCUAUGGCCAAGUCGACGGAUCUCAAGUCUCUCUGCCCCAGUCGGCAUAUUACUACGAAACUGUUCCUGGUACAAGUGAAGUUGCUCCUGUUGAAGCUUUUUACAAUCUCAAUGGCGUAGCUCCGCUCUUUCCAGUCUCUGCGGAGGCAUCACUGAAUCACGGUGGAGUUGGUUCUGCUAGCUACAACAUCCCAAGCGAUUCUUCUAAAGCUGUAGAGCCUAGCUCUAAAUCCAAUGAUUCUGCUGAAGCAGCAUCUUUGGGCAUUGCUACUCAGUCCACAGACGGAUCGUCUCAGUUAGCAAAGGGCCAAUCUAAAGUGAAACGGCCUAAAAAGCGGACAGUUUCUGCCACUACAUCCACAUUGAGGUCAAAUAAAAAGGUUUCGAGUUUGGUGGACAAGUGGAAAGCUGCGAAAGAGGAGCUAAAUGAUAGUGAAGAAGAGGAAGAAGAAGAUGAUUACGGGGUCCUGGAUAGAAAACGACGACGAGAAAUCGAAGAAUGGAAGUCACGACAGAUUGCGAGUGGAGAGGCUAAAGACAAUGCUAACUUCCAACCCCUCGGUGGUGACUGGCGUGAGAAAGUAAAAAGGAGGAAAGAACGAACGGGACGUGAAGCUGAUGAGCCUAAGAAAAAAGACGAGAAGCAACAAAAGCCUGAUCUGACAAAACUCUCAGCACAUCUUCCCUCUGGAUGGCAGGCGUAUUGGGACGAGUCUACCAAAAAAGCUUACUAUGGGAAUACAGUUACAUCUGAAUCCUCUUGGACACGACCCACCACCAACAACUGAAUCUCUUAUCUGUUUCCUUCACCCAAAGUUUUGUCACUUAUAUUUCUAGAAUAAUAUACGUGUUUUAGAUUUUCUCAUCUUUUAUGUAAAUUUAUUACAUACCUCCUCAUGUUGCAUGUCCCAUUUGUCGGAUAC
Messenger RNA from Brassica rapa (field mustard), 3290 nucleotides. RefSeq names its product formin-binding protein 4. NCBI's taxonomy places the organism in Eukaryota, Viridiplantae, Streptophyta, Magnoliopsida, Brassicales, Brassicaceae. Gene Ontology annotation, molecular function: protein binding. The record is from RefSeq and is a predicted model, not a curated record.